This is a messenger RNA of Sorghum bicolor (sorghum), 1425 nucleotides long. RefSeq lists its product as uncharacterized. The transcript is spliced from 2 exons. The record is from RefSeq and is a predicted model, not a curated record. The coding region runs from base 130 to 1383 and encodes 417 amino acids. NCBI's taxonomy places the organism in Eukaryota, Viridiplantae, Streptophyta, Magnoliopsida, Poales, Poaceae. Gene Ontology annotation, molecular function: protein binding.
GACAGGCCCAGCCCACUGCUCUUAGCUAGUUGUUUUGCCCAAUUCCUCAGCCGAUUUCGCUUCCUCGGCACCGUCCAGCGCCGCCACCGUCGGCCCCGAUCGUCUCCGGCGCCGUUUGCUCUCGGUGGAAUGGACUGCCCCAAGACGCGCGAGGCGGAGGCGGUCGCGGGGCUCCCCGACGACCCCCUCGUGGAGAUCCUCUCCCGUGUCCCCGUCAAGUCCCUCUGCUGCUGCAAGUGCGUCUCCAAGGCCUGGCGCGACCUCAUCGCUGACCCCCUCAACCGCAAGAAGCUACCCCAGACCCUAGAAGGGUUCUUCUUCGUUGUCGACGGCUGCGACGACAACUCCGAUAGUGACGAUAGAGAUGGCAAAGGCAUCGGCAGUGAUGAUGGGGAUGGUGAAAACAGGAGUGAUGGAGGCGACAGCCGGAUCUCUGUGCAUUUCAUCGACGUGUUUGGGAGACCCCCGCGUCCUGUGGACCAUUACUUCCCCUUCCUGACUGAGCUGCCUGGGACUGAGGAAAUCAUGCUCUUGGAUGGCUGCAAUGGCCUCCUCCUCUUUGGAUGUAGGCAUGGAUCAGGCAAACCAUCUAACAUGAGCUUUAUUGUCUGCAACCCUGCGACUGAGCAAUGGAUCGCUGUGCCCAAACCUGACAAGGAGUGGCCUUACUCGUCCGUGCAUUUGGUUUUUGAUCCAGCUUCCUCUUCUCACUUCCAUUUGGUCGAAAUCGAAAACAUGGUUUUGUUUGAGACAGUGCGCAUCUACUCGUCUAACUCGGAGGUGUGGAGUCCUGUCAAAACAGACUUUGGUGACCUUCACAUCAGAUAUGACUUGCACAGGAGCGCGUAUGCUAAUGGCAUGGUGUAUGUGGUCUCGUAUGAUGGAAUGAAUCAGAUACUUGUGAUGGAUGUGGAAGGCAACACAAGGAAGACCAUCCGUGCUCCCUUACAGAAGGGCAAUGGGUUCAGGCUAUGUUAUGAUUAUGUCGGCCAAUCCCAAGGGCGUUUGCAUUUGAUUUGCCAUCAUGUGGACCUUGACCUGGGUUAUGAUGAAAUCCCCCCAGAAAAUCAGAGUUAUGAAUUGUUAAUAUGUGUUCUUGAGGAUUAUGAUAGAGAAGAAUGGGUCCUGAAGGACACUGUAAGCACUUUGAAGCUGUUUGGAUCAAUAAGUCCUGGAAUGACCAAUGACUUCGAAGUGGUUACAAUUCAUCCAGAUUACAGUUUGGUAUUUCUUAUUGAUCAGCACUAUAAAGAUGAGGUUUUAGUAUCAUAUAACAUGGACAGCAAGGAAGUGUGCCGUCUCUGCACUCUUGGAACUGGUAUGUCCAUCUUUCCAUAUGUGCCCUACUUCUCAGAGUUGCCAGCACUUGAAAAUAAGCACUGAAAUUGUUGCUUGUGGGCUACUUAUUGGGACAUUCAGCUGAAA